AUGGUGAAGUGUUUCAUGGCGGCGUAUCUCAACAUGUCCGUCUCCAUGUCUAGUCUGGAGAGCCCGCGGUCCUCUCAGUUUACCUUUGAGUCCUCAGUGCACAGCUGCCACGUGCUGCGUUGCCUGGACGACCAGCGGAGGCGUGACCUGCUGUGUGACAUCACGGUGGUGGUGGAGGGGACGAGCUUCAGGGCCCAUCGCUCUGUGCUGGCUUCCUGCAGCAAAUACUUCACACACAGGGUCUCCUCCCACGCGGGCCCAGGGCUCGUCAUCACCCUGCCUCAGGAGGUGACGGCGAGUGGCUUUGAGCCACUGCUGCAGUUUGCCUACACAUCCAAGCUGCUCUUCAGUAAAGCUACUGUCAUGGAGAUACGACACUGUGCCUCUAUUCUGGGUUUCAGGGAUCUGGACUCGGCCUGUUUCGACUUCCUGUUGCCCAAGUUCUUCAGCAGCAGUAGGGCCUCCUUCCAGAGGAAGACCUGCUGUAAGACACGGUGUAGGAGACAGUCGCCCAGGGCAGAGCUUAGCGACAUCGACACUAACAAGGAUGUCUUAGAGGAUGACAAAGGGGUUCGGGUGGUUUCUGAUUCGCCCGUUGAACAGGAUGUGGGUGGAGCCCCAUGCCAAAGCAGCCAACCAACAAAUGGCGUGACAGGAUGUAAAAGCGAAACCCCCGCCCCUCCUCCUGAAGUCAACAGCCAAUCAGAUGCCCAGACUGACUACUCCCUGCGGUGCCCCAAGUCCUGUAAGUUCCAGCUGGCUUGUGGGAAGGACAGUGUGUCUCUGGAGGUCUGCAGCCCAGAAACAGCCCUUGAUUCCCCAGUGGUCACUGAGGAGGGCUGCCCUCUGCCUCAGUCCCGGUCCUGUCUACCUUGCUCCUGUAGUGGGGGCUGUAAGGAGGGUCCUACAGUGGAGAUCUCUGGAGAGAACUCCUCCCAUUGCGCACAGACUAACCAGGCAGGACAUGGAGAGGUUGAGGAGAGGAAAGGAGAGGAGGAUGGGGAAAAGAGAGAGGCAGACGGGGAGAACGUAGACAAGCACGAGAGGGUAGGAGAGGUGGAAGAGAGGAGGAGAGAAGCAGAGGAGGCUUCUGGAGUCAGCUGCCUUAGAUCUCCCCUCAUGGAGGUUUCCAGUGUCAGCUGUGAACGGAGCCCAGGGUUGGAUGAGGGGACAGUGGGUACUGCAUCACACCGAUGCCCCCUUGAGGAACCUGGGCUUGGCCAUCAGAGCCCUGGAGGUGUGGAGGAAGGAGGUUGUGUUCUAGGUGGUAGAGGGCACCAUGACGGGUUGGAUCCAGCUGUCUCCAUCCCCAGUCAGCCAAAGACAGAACAGGAGCAAGGAAGGAGAGGACAGGGAGAGGAAGAAAGGAGAGAGAGCGGAUGGGAAGAGAGGAGCAGCAUGGAGACGGAGGUGGCUGAACACUUGGCCCAUGGUCUUUGGUCAGACCUCUCCUCUCCUCCUCCUUCCCUCCUCCAGGACUCGCUACCUGAGACUGGGCCGGAGACUGGGCCGGAGACUGGGCCGGAGACUGGGCCGGAGACUGGGCCUGAGACUGGGCCUGAGACUGGGCCUGAGAACAUCCAGGGCAGCAGCUCCACCUUGAACCCCCGGAGCAUGAGCCCCAAGUUGGACUGGCUGAACCAGCUGUACCUCACCUCCAGCACCGGGGACUGUCCUUUCCUCCAUGGCCUGGACAGAGGGAUGGACAUGGGAAUGGACAGUGGGACAGACAGGGAGAUGGACAGAGGGACAGGGUCAGGGGACGCCCAGCUGCCGGGCUGUGAGGGGUCAUCCCAGUCAGAGAAGAGUCCCUGUGUGUCCUCUCUGAGCUCUGGGGAUGAUGGAGACUCAGAUGGCUUCGAUACGGAGGGAGACAGUGAGUCCUGUUCCUACAGCCAGAAGGCUAGGGAGUUACAGCUGCCAUUCUCUGUAGGUCAGAUUUUGGCGUUGAGCAGGAAUGACUUCCAGCUGACGUUGAGACACCAGACUCUGACCAGAGAACAGCUGGACUUUGUCCACGACGUCCGACGUCGGAGUAAGAACCGCACCGCAGCUCGGCGCUGUCGGAAGAGGAAGCUGGACUGUAUACACAACCUGGAGUGUGAGAUCGACAAACUGAGGACAGAGAAGGACCAUCUCAUGUCAGAGAGGACCAAUCUGAUCCAGAUGAAACUGAAGACUUGGCAAAGUGUGUCUGAACUGUGUCAGGGGGUCUGCAGCGAGUCCGCCCUGAGUCCCGAACAACUCCAGGUCCUAGCCUCCCCAUAUUGCCCUAUCUCUGCUCUCAUCUCCCCCACAGACCCAGCCUCCCCUGGGCUAGAGGGACUACUACAGCCCCUGGCUUCUCUCUCGGCCUGCUCCUCAGCCUCAGAACCCCUAGAAUCUUAGACCAGCUGUCCCAAGGACACACCCAUAGGGGAGGAGCUAUCAGGUGAUUGGACAGACCCUCAGGUACAUACCUGUGAACAGGUGACUGAUACCUUGCCCAUGGAACAGUGUGACCAACAAAGGUGUUAGUCCGGACACCUGUAGCGACCACCAUCAUCUUCAUCAUCACCAUCAUGACCACCAUGUUCUGCUUAUAAUAGGCAAUAACUCCUAAACAGAGGAAACAUUUCUAACCACUAGGCUACCUGGGGGAGGCAGGUAGCCUAGUGGUGGGAGGUAGCCUAGUGGUGGCACGUAGCCUAGUGGUUAGAGUAGGUAGCCUAGUGGUU
Molecule: messenger RNA, 2717 nt
Organism: Salvelinus namaycush (lake trout)
Lineage: Eukaryota; Metazoa; Chordata; Actinopteri; Salmoniformes; Salmonidae
Product: transcription regulator protein BACH1-like
Exons: 5
Coding region: 1-2388 (795 amino acids)
Biological process (GO): regulation of transcription by RNA polymerase II
Molecular function (GO): DNA-binding transcription factor activity, RNA polymerase II-specific; RNA polymerase II cis-regulatory region sequence-specific DNA binding; protein binding
Source: RefSeq, a predicted model, not a curated record